AUGCCUUCCAUUUUAUUCUUCUGCUUCCUCCUCUGCCUCUCACAUUCUUCUUCUUCUUCAUCUUCCUUAGAAUCACCUAUUAAUAAUGUGGCAAAGAAGAAAACCUACAUUGUUCACAUGAACCACAACCAAAAGCCUUCCAUAUAUUCCACCCACCAUGACUGGUACAUCGCAAGCCUUCAAUCUCUCUCAACUAAUUCAGAUUCAGAUUCGGAUCCACUUCUCUAUUCCUACAAAACAGCUUACAACGGUUUUGCUGCCUCUCUCGACCCACAACAGGCCCAGGCCCUUCUCGCCUCGGGCUCAGUCCUUGGCCUCUACGAGGACACACUCUACCAACUCCACACUACACGAACACCCGAGUUCCUUGGCCUCGAAACCCAAACCACCCUGUGGGCCGGCCACAGUACCGAGGACCUAGGACGGGCUAAACUCUGCAACAAGAAGCUCAUCGGGGCACGAAGCUUCUCCAGAGGGUUCCACAUGGCGUCCGGAAAUUCCGGAAGCGGUUACCCAGGGAGACAGAAGGAGCCUGUGUCCCCACGCGACAAAGACGGCCAUGGAACCCACACGGCGAGCACAGCAGCGGGCUCGCCGGUGGCUAACGCAAGCCUUUUAGGAUACGCCACCGGAACGGCCCGUGGGAUGGCCCCGCAGUCCCGCGUGGCGGCCUACAAGGUUUGUUGGACCGACGGCUGUUUCGCCUCCGACAUUCUCGCCGGAAUAGAUCGUGCAAUUGAAGACGGCGUGGACGUGCUCUCGCUCUCCCUCGGUGGCGGCUCCGCCCCUUACUUCCGUGACACAAUCGCGAUAGGCGCGUUUGCGGCGGUUGAGAAAGGGAUCUUCGUGGCAUGCUCCGCGGGGAACAGUGGACCCAGUAAGAGCACACUUGCCAACGUGGCACCGUGGAUUAUGACCGUUGGGGCAGGUACACUUGACCGUGACUUCCCGGCUUUUGCGGUUCUUGGUAACAAGAAGGGGUUUUCUGGGGUUUCGCUUUAUAGUGGGAAAGGGAUGGGAACUGAACCGGUCAGUUUGGUUUAUUUUAAGAAUUCGAACCAGUCUAGUAGCAUUUGUCUGCCCGGUUCGCUUGACCCGGCUUUGGUGAAGGGAAAAGUGGUUCUUUGCGAUAGGGGGAUGAAUGCGAGGGUUGAGAAGGGACAGGUUGUGAGGGACGCCGGUGGUGUCGGGAUGAUUCUUGCGAACACGGCAGAGAGUGGGGAGGAGUUGGUGGCCGAUAGUCAUUUGUUGCCGGCGGUGGCAGUUGGGAGGAUUGUUGGGGACCAGAUCAGGGAGUAUGUCGGGUCGGAUCCGAAGGCGACAGCGGUUUUGAGCUUCGGUGGGACGGUUUUGAACGUUAGGCCGUCGCCUGUUGUGGCUGCUUUCAGUUCGAGAGGGCCCAAUACCGUGACGAGGCAGAUACUGAAACCUGAUGUUAUUGGGCCUGGUGUCAAUAUUCUCGCUGCUUGGUCAGAAGCCAUUGGGCCCUCUGGGCUGGCUCAGGACACUCGCAAGACUAAGUUCAACAUUAUGUCAGGUACUUCAAUGUCAUGUCCGCACAUAAGUGGGUUGGCUGCGUUGCUGAAAGCAGCUCACCCAGAAUGGAGUCCCAGUGCAAUCAAAUCGGCACUCAUGACGACAGCCUACACCCGCGACAACACCCGGUCGCUACUCCAUGAUGCCGCCGAAGGCUCGUUCUCCAACCCAUGGGCUCACGGUUCAGGCCACGUCAACCCACAGAAGGCUCUCUCCCCUGGGCUUGUCUAUGAUGCCUCCACAAGUGACUACGUUAAAUUCUUGUGUUCCUUGGGCUAUAGCCCAGAACAAUUGCAAAUCUUAAUCAAGCAUUCCGGUUUCAAUUGCACCAAGAAGUUCUCUGACCCUGGCCAAUUAAAUUACCCUUCAUUCUCGGUCAUGUUUGGUGGCAAGAGGGUUGUCCGGUACACACGGAGGCUGACCAAUGUUGGCGAGGCCGGUUCGGUUUACAAUGUGACCGUGAAUGUCCCGCCGGCUGUGAGUGUAACAGUGAAGCCCACCAGGCUUGUGUUUGGAAAAGUAGGGGAGAGUAAAACGUACACUGUGACGUUUGUUUCCAAGAAGGGUACAAAAAAUAAAGCUAGGUAUGGGUUUGGUAGCAUUGCGUGGAGCAAUGCCUAUCACCAAGUUAAAAGCCCAGUAGCUUUUGCUUGGACAACGUUGUGAGAUAGAGUGCUUGGGCUUAGUACUGUUUAAAACCACAAAAGCCGUUGUCUGAUUGAAGAGAGAGAUAAAGGCUUUGUUGCCAUAAAACACGACAUAGCAUUAUUAGUUGGGCAGUUAGACGGUUUGUGAUGUUUUUUCUUUUCAUUUUAAUUUUAUUAUUAUUUGUUUUGCAAAACAAGUUAAGACUGCACAGGGGAAGGGAUGUAGAGAUGUUAUUUGUUGUGAUGUGUGUACUUGGUAUUCGGUGAAAUUAAUGUUACAAAACAAUGGCUUGAUAGAUA
Molecule: messenger RNA, 2483 nt
Organism: Arachis ipaensis
Lineage: Eukaryota; Viridiplantae; Streptophyta; Magnoliopsida; Fabales; Fabaceae
Product: Subtilase family protein
Biological process (GO): proteolysis
Molecular function (GO): serine-type endopeptidase activity
Source: RefSeq, a predicted model, not a curated record